AUUUUCCAUCUCCACAAUCACUCUGUGUUUGGGUGUUUGGGUGAAUUUCAAUUCUUCUUAUUAGUUCAAUGAAUUGAGUUCUUGUUUAGUAAAAUAUUUGAUUUUGGGUUCCACAAUUUUUUGUUCUUUUUGACAACCUCUUUUCCAUAGUUUUGUGGUUCCACAAUGGCUUCCUCAGGGAUGUCACUUGGGGAUUUCUCUUGGAUUUGUGAGGGAGAGUUUGAUUUGGGAUCUUCUUGCUUUCAAAGAACUGUCAUAGAUUUAGUGAACCUACUAGUCCUCGUUGUUUUCUAUCUGUUUUUGUUUGUGGGUUCAAUUAGAUCACACGCCAUCAGUACUAGGUAUGUUAGAAGGGAUUGGGUCCCUCUAGUUGUGUCAAUUUGUUGUGCACUUACUAGCAUUGCAUAUCUUGGUGCUGGUUUAUGGGGUCUGAUAAGUCAUUUGAGCUGGGUGGUAUACUUUGUCAGAGGACUGAUUUGGAUCUCCUUGACUGUAUCUUUGCUUGUCCAAAGAUCAAAAUGGAUCAAAAUUCUGUCUUCUGUCUGGUGGGUAGUGUUCUUUCUAUCGAUUUCAGCUCUAAACAUCGCGGUUUUAGUGAAAACACGCGAGAUCAAUAUCUUGGACCUCAUACCCUGGCCUGUCAACUUCUUGCUUCUCUUUUGUGCAUUGAGGAACUUCAGUUACUUGGUUUCUCAACGUUCUCCAGACAUGUGUUUAUCGGAACCUCUAAUAGUCAAGGAGACGGAAAAUAGCAGUAGCCAACUAGGCCAGGCCAGUUUGCUCAGCAGAUUGACAUUUUCUUGGAUUAAUCCUUUGCUUCGAUUAGGUUAUUCAAGACCAUUAGUUCUUGAAGACAUUCCCGGUCUAGUCCCUGAAGAUGAAGCAGUUUUAGCAUAUGAGAAAUUUGCUCAAGAAUGGGAUUCACUUCGAAAUGACAAGACCUCAGACAAUAGUCACAAUACUAGGAACUUGGUUCUUUGGGCAACAGUGAGAGUUUAUACAAAAGAAAGGGUGUUUGUAGGAAUUUGUGCACUUCUUAGGACAUUUUCUGUAGUUGUUGCUCCUUUGUUGCUUUAUGCCUUUGUAGGUUAUUCGAACCGGGAAAAAGACAAUACAUAUGAAGGUCUGAUCUUAGUGGGGUACUUGGUUAUUGUUAAGGUCGUUGAAUCUUUGUCCCAGAGGCAUUUCUUUUUCCAAUCAAGGCGGACUGGGAUGAAGAUGAGAUCAGCUUUGAUGGUGGCAGUUUAUCAAAAGCAACUCAAACUUUCGAGUUUGGGAAGGCGAAGGCAUUCAACUGGGGAGGUGGUGAAUUACAUUGCAGUUGAUGCCUAUCGAAUGGGGGAAUUCCCUAUGUGGUUUAAUUUGGGGUGGACUCUUGGCCUGCAAAUUUUUCUAGCCAUUGGUGUCCUUUUUGGGGUUGUUGGUCUUGGUGCUCUUCCUGGUUUAGUCCCUCUUCUCAUCUGUGGGCUUCUAAAUGUGCCAUUCGCUAAGUUACUUCAGAAAUGUCAAUCUGAAUUUAUGAUUUCACAAGACAAGAGACUCAGGUUCACUUCUGAAAUCUUAAACAAUAUGAAAAUCAUCAAGUUACAGUCGUGGGAAGAUAAAUUCAAGAACUUGGUUCAAUCAUACCGAGACAGUGAAUUCAGAUGGUUGGCUGAAACUCAGCACAAGAAGGUUUAUGGCACUGCCUUGUACUGGAUGUCACCAACCAUUAUUUCUUCAGUCAUCUUUCUUGGAUGUGUCUUCUUCAAAAGUGCGCCAUUAGAUGCUGGCACUAUCUUUACAAUUUUGGCAGCAUUGCGCAGUAUGUCAGAACCUGUCAAACUAAUACCCGACGCUCUUUCUGCAAUAAUUCAGGUCAAAGUCUCUUUUGAUCGGAUCAAUUCCUUUUUGGUUGAUUAUGAACUCAAAAAUGAGAAAAUAAGUAGAAUUGCAUCAAGAGAUUCAGAUAUCAGUGUUAGAAUACAAGCCGGGCAUUUCAGUUGGGAUCCAGAAUCAGCCAUUCCAACACUGAGAAAUGUGAACUUGGAAGUAAGAUGGGGACAUAAACUUGCUGUUUGUGGGCAAGUUGGGGCUGGGAAGUCAUCACUUUUAUAUGCCAUACUCCGAGAAAUACCCAAGAUUUCAGGAACUGUGGAUGUAUUUGGAUCCAUUGCUUAUGUUUCUCAAACAUCAUGGAUCCAAAGUGGGACAAUCCGGGAUAACAUACUCUGCGGAAAGCCAAUGGACAAAACCAUUUAUGAAAAGGCCAUGAAAGCAUGUGUUUUGGAUAAAGAUAUUAAUAGUUUCGAACAUGGUGAUCUCACAGAGAUAGGUCAGAGAGGGCUUAACAUGAGUGGAGGACAGAAACAGAGGAUUCAACUUGCUCGAGCUGUCUACAACGAUGCUGAUAUCUAUCUUCUUGAUGACCCUUUUAGUGCAGUGGAUGCACAUACAGCUGCAACUCUUUUUAACGACUGUGUCAUGACUGCGCUGGAGAAAAAAACUGUAAUUCUAGUUACACAUCAAAUGGAGUUUCUUUCAGAAGUUGAUACAAUUUUGGUUAUGGAAUGUGGAAAAGUUAGUCAAUCAGGAAGCUACAAGGAACUCUUGACUGCAGGGACAGCGUUUGAGCAGCUUGUGAAUGCUCAUAAAAAUGCAGUAACAAUAUUGGAUUCUUCAACCAAUGAAAACAGAAGUGAACCAUCAAAGGUGAACAUGGAUUGGUCGGAAGCAUUAAACCGGUCUUAUCUUACAAAAGAAAACAGUGAGGGGGAGAUUUCCGUGAAGGGUCUACCAGGAGUACAGCUGACAGAGGAAGAAGAAAAGGAGAUUGGUGAUGUUGGGUGGAAGCCAUUCAUGGAUUACAUCCUCAUCUCAAAGGGAUCAAGUUUACUGGGCUUAAGUGUAUUAACUCAGUCUUGCUUUGUUGGACUUCAGGCUGCCUCUAGUUAUUGGCUUGCAUUUGCUGUCCAAAUUCCCAAAAUCAGCAACGGCAUGUUAAUUGGUGUUUAUGCUGGAAUUUCAACAAUGAGCGCCGUAUUUGUAUAUCUAAGGUCCCUAUAUGCUGCUCUUCUGGGAUUAAAAGCUUCUAAGGCCUUCUUCUAGGGCUUCACCAAUUCAAUUUUCAAUGCUCCCAUGCUCUUUUUCGACUCUACCCCAGUUGGACGGAUUUUGGCAAGAGCUUCCUCAGAUUUGACUGUGUUGGAUUUUGACAUACCUUUCUCCAUUGCCUAUGUAAUUGCUGCUGGAAGUGAACUGCUGGCAAUCAUUGGGGUUAUGGCCUCAGUCACAUGGCAAGUUCUCAUUGUAGCCAUCUUUGCUAUGGUAGCUUCAAAAUAUGUUCAGGACUAUUAUCAAGCUUCUGCAAGGGAACUAAUGAGAAUCAAUGGAACAACAAAAGCUCCAGUCAUGAAUUAUGCGUCUGAGACAUCACUUGGAGUGCUCACCAUAAGAGCAUUUAGCAUGGCAGAGAGGUUCUUUCAUAACUACCUAAAGCUCAUUGACACGGAUGCAAAACUCUUCUUUUACUCUAAUACAGCUUUGGAAUGGUUGGCUAUGAGGGUUGAAGCACUUCAAAAUCUGACCCUAUUCACUGCUGCUUUACUCCUGGUUUUAAUUCCCAAGGGUUAUAUAGCUCCAGGACUUGUGGGACUCUCUCUUUCUUAUGCUUUGGCAUCAACGGGUACCCAAGUGUUCUUGACUAGAUGGUAUAGCAGCUUAUCUAACUACAUCAUAUCCGUAGAACGGAUCAAACAGUUCAUGCACAUACCACCAGAGCCACCAGCAAUUGUGGAGGAAAGGAGGCCGCCGUCUUCAUGGCCCUCCAUUGGGAGGAUAGAUUUGGAGGAUCUGAAGAUUAGAUACCGUCCUAAUGCUCCAUUAGUCCUCAAAGGGAUCAGUUGCACUUUCAAGGAAGGGACUAGAGUAGGAGUUGUUGGAAGGACUGGAAGCGGCAAAACUACACUAACAAGUGCUUUGUUUCGUUUGGUGGAGCCUGAUAGCGGAAGAAUUCUUAUAGAUGGUCUUGACAUGUGCUCUAUCGGUCUUAAGGAUCUACGGAUGAAACUGAGUGUCAUUCCUCAAGAGCCAACUCUUUUCAGGGGCAGCAUUCGAACUAACUUGGACCCUUUAGGCCUUUACUCUGAUGAGGAGAUAUGGAAGGCUUUAGAGAAGUGCCAGCUUAAGGCCAUCAUCAGCAGUCUUCCUAACAUGUUAGAUUCUUCAGUGAGCGACGAAGGUGAGAAUUGGAGCGCAGGGCAACGCCAACUCUUCUGUCUAGGAAGGGUGCUUCUCAAGAGAAACAGAAUUCUAGUUCUAGAUGAAGCAACUGCUUCAAUUGACUCCGCCACAGAUGCUAUCCUACAGAGAAUCAUAAGGGAAGAAUUUUCAAAUUGCACGGUGAUAACCGUAGCUCACAGAGUCCCUACUGUCACAGACAGUGACAUGGUCUUGGUUCUCUCUUUUGGGAAGCUGGUGGAGUAUGAUGAGCCUCCAAAGCUUAUGGAGAGAAACUCCUCUUUUUCCAAGCUUGUAGCUGAAUACUGGUCCAGUUGCAGAAAUUUACCUAUUUAGAUCAGUAGAGAAUAGAGAUAGAUAUAGAUGAUUAUGCAAAUGAAGAAUAUAUAAUCCUUCCCAACCCAUUAUUCUAUUUCAAUAAUUCGAUUAUAAUUUAAAGUCUAGCUAUCACUUUGAUCUAAAACAAUGCAUGAUUUGUGAAGGGUUGAGAAUGCCAGGAGUCAAAAUAGUUGGGCUAAGUAGAUGUGUAUUGAAUUUCCUUAUUAUUAUUUUGUACAAUAAAAGGAUAAUGAUGAUGAUUUUGAACAA
This is a messenger RNA of Cornus florida, 4806 nucleotides long. RefSeq names its product ABC transporter C family member 8-like. Gene Ontology annotation, biological process: transmembrane transport. The record is from RefSeq and is a predicted model, not a curated record. Gene Ontology annotation, molecular function: ABC-type transporter activity; ATP binding; ATP hydrolysis activity. Lineage: Eukaryota; Viridiplantae; Streptophyta; Magnoliopsida; Cornales; Cornaceae. Gene Ontology annotation, cellular component: plant-type vacuole; vacuolar membrane.